Messenger RNA from Zygotorulaspora mrakii, 1626 nucleotides. It is a transcript of the gene WSC2, whose product is annotated as Wsc2p. The coding region runs from base 1 to 1626 and encodes 541 amino acids. Lineage: Eukaryota; Fungi; Ascomycota; Saccharomycetes; Saccharomycetales; Saccharomycetaceae. The record is from RefSeq and is a predicted model, not a curated record. The transcript has a single exon.
AUGGCAGAUUUCAGGUGGAUGACAGGCUUUUGGGUGAAUCUGUGGUUUCUUUCGAUAGCGUGCGUGGUGCGUGCGCAGCAGUACAACAGCCAAGGAUGCUAUUCGGACUCGGAUCUGCAGGCGAUGGGUCUCAGCUCGCGGGGCUCGUAUGAUUACCAGAGUAUAUCGUACUGCCAGCAGCAAUGCGAUAACGCAGCGGUGGUGGGCUUGUAUCGCGGGAGAGACUGUUACUGCGGGGACUCUGCUUCGUCUUUGAGUUCCCUGAAUGCGAUUUCUGAUAGCAGUUGCAAUACGCCGUGUGCUGGUUGGCCGUAUCAGACCUGCGGUGGGAGUGGUGCGAUACAGAUAUUUGUGAACGCGGCGGAGCAGAGCCAACUUUCCUCAGCUGCGUCGUCAACCAGCACGAGCAGGAGUUCGAGCAGUUCGAGCAGUUCGAGCAGUUCGAGCAGCUCUAGCAGUUCUAGCAGUUCUAGCAGUUCUAGCAGUUCAAGCAGUUCAAGCAGCUCAAGCAGUUCUAGCAGUUCUAGCAGUUCAAGCAGCUCAAGCAGUUCAAGCAGUCCAAGCAGUUCAAGCAGUCCAAGCAGUUCAACCAUGCCAAGUAGUUCGACCACCCCAAGCAGUUCUAGCAGUCCAAGUUCUAGCAGCUACAGCAGCUCAAGCAGUUCAAGUUCUAGCAGCUACAGCAGCUCAAGCAUUCCAAGCUCUAGUGCCUAUACGAGCUCAAGCAGUCCAAGUCCAAGCAGCUCAAGCGUAAGCAGCACAACAACACAGCAAUCUGAAACUUCCGUCAUGGUUACAACACACAUCAUAACAACUUCCAUGAUAACGGGAUCAGACAGAGAACAGCAAACGGUGUUUGUAACGCGAACUUCCGUUAUAAAUUCGGAGUCAACCUCUUCAUCUUCUAGUUCAGCAUCAAACUCUUUGGCUGGAAAUUCACAAGCGAAUCAAUCAACAGCAAGGUCUAAUAGUGGGCUCAGUGGAGGCGCAAUCGCCGGUAUAGUUGUUGGUGUGAUUUGUGGUGUUUUAGCAAUUGCUGCAUUGAUACUUUUCUUGCUGUGGAGAAGACAUAAGCAUAAUCAAGAACCAGAUUUGGAGGAAACAAAACAGUAUCAACCAUACUCUUUCGGUGAUGCAGAUGCAAAUCCAAUUAUUGCUCCGAUCGGUGGAUCGGGCUCAACUUGGCGUAGACCUUCAAGAAAUGAUUUAGGUUCCAACGAUACAAAUUCGAUAUCAUACGGUGUACCGAAUGGUGCAACGACCGCUACUGGAUCGCUUAGUGCAAGUAAUAGCCUCAACAGAGGCUCCGUUACAAAUAUUUUCGCACCGGAAGAUAGUAAUACCAACCAUAACAAUAAUGGAGCAUUGAAUUUACAGUCUCAUCCCUCAACAGUUUUUGAAGAACCGCCGUUGCUUUACCAGGGUAAUCAAAGAUUCAGUACAGGAUCUCUACCUGAUAUGAUGGAAGAAAGACAUUUGAGAGUUGUGAAUCCAGAUGACAGCCGAAGCCGGUUAGGCGAAAAGACUGGUGAAGCAAACGACGACGAAAUUGACGACGAAGACUUUAAUUUCAUAAGCACGGGAAGCUCAAGAGAUAGUCCAAUAGAUCAUGAACCGAAGGAAUAA